AUGCCUGUUUCUACAAUUUCUUAUUCUUCCGAAUCAAUUGAAUUAGAUUCAAUUGGACCAAGAGAACCACGUGGAAAUGCUUCCGUUUCUCGUGUGAUCGUAGCUCACCAGCAAUCUGGAGAUAAAAGAAAACGAAGAUAUUCUCGAAAAAUAAGGAUGGCAUCACGGGGCAGAGUUUGUUGCAUUGGUCUCUCAACAACCCUUGCUAUAAUCUCAAUAAUCAUACUGACAGUAUGCUUGUUUUCGGCAUCAUUCCGUUACAACUCUGACGCUUUGGGUGGAUUGAAGAACUAUGGAUUGUUCAGAUUUUGCUAUACUCCAGAGUCACAAUCACUAACUCGAGAUGAUGACAGUAAUUCCAAAAUAUGUCAUCUUCGGAAUUAUAUAAAUUCUGCUUACUGUCAAGAUCGGACGAAUUCAAACCAUGAAAAAUCAACGAGAAACUGUUUUGGAGAUUUUGAUCUUGCCACUAUAAUUCUUAUAUCAGCUUCAAUGGGGUGCUGUAUUCUUUCUAUUUGCUUCUCAGUUUGCACAAUUUUCACUUCUUUCGGAGCACUGGCUCAAAGUGUUGUUCUCGUUGCAGCAGCUAUAUGUUCUCUGUCUGGAUUCUUGGUCUACACUUACUUCUAUGAAUUAAAAGAUAACCAAUACGAAUUAGUGUCUGGCUAUCAGUAUCAGAUUCAUUACGGAUGGGCAUAUUAUCUCUUCGGUUUCUCUUCUCUCCUCCAGUGGGUUUCAUUCGUUUGCAGUUUGUUUGGAUCGGCAUUUGUAUUGGUCCAUAAAAACAAGAAACGACAGUCAAAAGUGACCAGCACGUCUCUCUAA
Molecule: messenger RNA, 825 nt
Organism: Caenorhabditis remanei
Lineage: Eukaryota; Metazoa; Nematoda; Chromadorea; Rhabditida; Rhabditidae
Exons: 6
Coding region: 1-825 (274 amino acids)
Cellular component (GO): plasma membrane
Source: RefSeq, a predicted model, not a curated record